AUGUGGGAAUACUACGACAAGAAGACGGUCUUCCUCACCGGAGGCACUGGCUUUUUGGGAACGGCGGUGCUGCUGCGUCUGUUGUCGGAUGCGAAAUGCAAGCGCAUAUACCUCCUCCUUCGCGGAGGCCAAAGUCGAGGCAGGCAGAAGUGGGGUGAAUCCCUGCCGACCGCAACUGUAGGCUGGCUGCUUCAACAUCAUCGCCUAACAGUGCUGAAUGGAGACAUAUCCGAGCCUGAUUUUGCCUUGACCCAUGAUCAAUUAAACCUGCUACGCGAUGAAGUGAACAUUAUGAUACAUGCAGCGUCGUCAAUCAAUCUGACACAGACUCUUCCGAAAGCCUGUAAACAAAUCGUCCAGCCAUCGGAGGCAGUUGCCAGGUUUGGCCUGCAAUGCUACAACUUGAGUCGAUUUGUUUAUGUCUCGACAGCGUACGCGAAUUCUCACCUGCACAUGUUGUCAUCCGAGGAGGACGUGACCGUCGAAGAGCGAAUAUAUCCUCUCUCCAAUGAGGCCUCUCGCCCGGUCUCGGAAGAAUAUAAGGAAUUGCAAGCCUUGGGAACUACUUCUGAAUACGCCGUCAAUGAUUUCCCCUGGGCAUAUGGCUAUGCCAAACACCUGUCAGAGAGACUGAUAAUGGCCAUGUUCACAGAAGCAGAGAGAUACGACCAAUUACUCAUUGUGCGUCCAUCAAUCAUUGGGCCCGCAGAGUACUUCCCAUUCACUGGCUACAAUGUCCUUACAUCGUCACCAAUUACCGUCGUCGCGGCUGCGCUGGCAAAUGUUCCGGCCGUUGAGUUACAAUUUGCCAGUACUAUGCACGAUCCCGCAAAUCACGCGACCAUAGACGAAGUACCGGUUGACGUUGUUGUCGACCGUCUGCUCGUUCACUUAGCGCACGGAACCACGGGUUGUGUUCACGCGGUGAGUGGCAAAGUCGGGAGGAUCUCGAUGAAGGAACUAUACGAUGCCAUCGUUGCCUUGAGGAAGCUUCCUUGGGCCCCUCGUGUCGCCUGGCUGUAUGAAAGCUGGCAUUACGAGGGGCAGCAUUGGAUUAGUAAACUGUUCAAGGUUUUCGGUACAUCAUUCUCCUUUUCUGAGCAUAGGACGGUCGCACUACGAGAUUCUAGCCCCAAGGAAGCCCUGCAGGGCUUUGUCUUAUUCAAGACAGCAGACGCAGGACCAUAUGAAUUAUAUUCUCGGCACCGGGAUGUUCAGGAAUGUGCAUUUGUGAUUUCAAGGCGGAUGAAUGUGCUUCUUCGUGUAUUUUCCUGGAUUGUCUGGUCUUGUUGA
Messenger RNA from Aspergillus luchuensis, 1293 nucleotides. RefSeq lists its product as uncharacterized. Gene Ontology annotation, cellular component: peroxisome. NCBI's taxonomy places the organism in Eukaryota, Fungi, Ascomycota, Eurotiomycetes, Eurotiales, Aspergillaceae. The record is from RefSeq and is a predicted model, not a curated record. Gene Ontology annotation, biological process: long-chain fatty-acyl-CoA metabolic process. Bases 1 to 1293 code for a protein of 430 amino acids. The transcript is spliced from 2 exons. Gene Ontology annotation, molecular function: alcohol-forming very long-chain fatty acyl-CoA reductase (NADP+) activity.